AUGGAAUACCAUGAAAAAGGCGACCUCCAAAGAUACCUAACGAAAAGGUUUCCGGAAACAGAGGCGAGAACAAUCACAACUCAGCUACUGGAGGCCCUGGGCUACAUGCACGACAACGGAUUUGCUCAUCGAGACUUAAAGCCGGGAAACAUCCUGGUCAUGGAAACUACUCCGAUUUGGUGGGUGAAAGUAUGCGACUUUGGCAUAUCAAAAAGAGCACAAGAAGAAUCAACUGCCCUUCGUACAACCGCGAUUGGCACAAAGUACUACCAAGCGCCUGAAGUCUGUGGGAUGUAUAGCCCGGAUAUAGUUUCUGAAGAAGUUCAUGAAGAGGCAGAUGAUACCAUUUACGGUGUAUCUGUGGACAUUUGGGCCUUGGGAGCAAUCACCUACUACCUUCUGACCAAACAACAUGCCUUUGGAAGCCUCCAGGCGUUAGGCAAGUAUGCGACCAAGCGCCAGUCAUUUCCAAUCCAGCCUCUGGUCGAAGCUGGUGCCAGUGAUUUUUGCAAGGAUUUGGUUGGGCAAAUGUUGGCUGCUUCUCCAGGUUCUCGGCCUACGGCUUCCCAGGCUUUGAAGCAUCCAUGGAUAGAGGAGAAAUCCAUCAGUAGCCCAUCGGAAGAUGACACAUUGGAUAGACCCUGCCUCAAGGAACAGUUGGCCAACUCCGCUUUCUGA
Clonostachys byssicola is the source of this 678-nucleotide messenger RNA. The record is from the annotation of a GenBank genome assembly. Lineage: Eukaryota; Fungi; Ascomycota; Sordariomycetes; Hypocreales; Bionectriaceae.